AUGCUUCAACUUGGUCUUCUUGCCGCUGGGCAUCUUCCUGUCGUCUUUGUUAUAAUCUUUACGCUAAUGCUGAGUAUAUCAUACACUUUAGCUGUAUGGCAAGGCGAUAUUGAUCCUAUUUUUCCUUAUAUUUCGUCUUCUGGAGAUAAUCGUCCUGAAUCAUGUUUCUUUAGUAUGAUGCUGAACCUAUGCUCAUUUAUUAUAAUGCUUGUUAUUCAUCUAAGGUAUUCAUUGGUUGUUGAACUCAAUCGAGACUCAGAUAAUUGCUUGAAGCUUUUGAAUACUUCCAGUUGUGUUUUUGGAAUACUGAGUUCAUUUGGCAUGUUCAUCGUUGCUAACUUUCAAGAGUCAGCUGUUAUUACAGUACAUUAUGUUGGAGCAUUUACCUGUUUUGGACUCGGAUGUUUGUAUAUGAUUUUACAAUCUUACAUCACCUUACAUAUGUAUCCGUUGUACAAUAACCUGAGGAUUGGUUGUAUACGCAGUGUGUUAGCAAUAUCUGCUAUUCUGUGCUUUGCUACAGCUGUUUAUUUCGGUAUCGCUGCAUCAAAUGAAUUUCAUAAGUAUCAUCCUAAUUUACCUACUCCAAGACCGUGGUCACGAAAAGCAGAUCAAGCGGGCUAUAAUCUGCAUUGUGUUUCUGCUAUCGCAGAGUGGUGCUUAGCAGUGUGCUGUGCAUUAUUCAUUUUGAGCUUCUCUCGCGAUUUUGAGAAACUUCGUGUUGAGAUAAAUGUGCAGCCACUGGUUUCACAUCUAGAUCGGAGUCCACUCUGGCAGUCUACUGCAGAUCUUAAUUCCAUCUGA
This is a messenger RNA of Thelazia callipaeda (thelaziosis nematode), 804 nucleotides long. Lineage: Eukaryota; Metazoa; Nematoda; Chromadorea; Rhabditida; Thelaziidae. The record is from the annotation of a GenBank genome assembly.